GCAUGUCUGGCAGCUAGGAAAACCAUGCCUGAGAGGGAAAAGCCUGUUAAGUGCUGAGGACGUCUGCUGCUUUCUUGGCAAGGGAAAAUGUCCGACACAAUGAAACCACUCUAUGGCGUGCUUCAGUAUAAUCAGAAUAUGAUUGGACUGGAAUCGUUACCUGAUCCCACAGAUACCUGGGAAAUUAUUGAGACUAUUGGAAAAGGAACAUAUGGUAAAGUCUAUAAGGUUACUAAUAAGAAGGAUGGCAGUUUGGCAGCAGUGAAGAUUCUAGAUCCUAUUAAUGACAUGGACGAGGAGAUUGAAGCAGAGUAUAACAUCUUACAAUUUCUUCCUAACCAUCCCAAUGUGGUUAAAUUUUAUGGAAUGUUUUACAAGGCAGAUCGGUAUGUAGGUGGACAGCUCUGGCUUGUUCUUGAGCUGUGUAAUGGAGGCUCAGUCACAGAACUUGUCAAAGGCCUACUGAAGAGUGGCCAAAAGUUGGAUGAAGCAAUAAUCUCAUACAUCUUAAGAGGUGCCCUUCUGGGUCUUCAACAUUUGCACAACAAUCGCAUCAUUCAUCGUGAUGUCAAGGGGAACAACAUUCUUCUGACAACGGAAGGAGGAGUCAAGCUUGUUGACUUUGGUGUUUCUGCACAGCUCACCAGUACCAGGCUGAGGAGAAACACUUCAGUUGGGACACCAUUUUGGAUGGCUCCAGAGGUUAUUGCUUGUGAACAACAAUAUGACUAUUCUUAUGAUGCCCGUUGUGAUGUAUGGUCUCUUGGGAUCACGGCUAUUGAACUUGGUGAUGGAGAUCCACCUUUGUUUGACAUGCAUCCUGUGAAGACCCUUUUCAAAAUCCCAAGGUAG
This is a messenger RNA of Pantherophis guttatus, 852 nucleotides long. The record is from RefSeq and is a predicted model, not a curated record. NCBI's taxonomy places the organism in Eukaryota, Metazoa, Chordata, Lepidosauria, Squamata, Colubridae.